Rattus norvegicus (Norway rat) is the source of this 11176-nucleotide messenger RNA. NCBI's taxonomy places the organism in Eukaryota, Metazoa, Chordata, Mammalia, Rodentia, Muridae. The record is from RefSeq and is a predicted model, not a curated record.
GAGGGUCUGGGAGCACUCGGUGACACCGCCUAGGUCUGGUUUCCCUAGGAAACAACCCACGCACCAGGGUUGGGCUGCUUCGGACACGGCCCGGAAGAACUGUUGCAACUUGGGCAGCCCGCAGCGCGGCGCAGUGGCAGAGGCGGGGGCGUGAAGCCGGGAGGCGCGUGUAACCAGGAUCCUCGAAGCUCCGGAGACCCGGAGGCGAAAGGAUCCGCACAGGAACCCAGGGCAACCUGCGCGAGUGGCGGAGCCCCGCGCUCCCGCCCUAGCUCAAGGGGAGCGCAGUCGUAGCGGGGUUCAGAGCCCCAGCCCCGUGCCACCGCCACCCGCGGUGGGGGGUGGGCUGGGGGCGGGGCAGCUGGGGUUGCCUUCCCGGGCGCGAUCCCCGAGCGCGGCACCCGGCGCCGCCGAGCCACCUCCCCUGCCGCCCGCCAGCAAGUUUGGCGGCUUCGAGCCCAGAGAGCCACGGCUUUCUGAAGCACUGGUUUCUUGUUAGCGUUGGUGCGCCCUGCUUGGCGGGGGUUCUCCGGAGCGAUGCCGAUGGAUGUGAUUUUAGUUUUGUGGUUCUGUGUAUGCACCGCCAGGACAGUGUUGGGCUUUGGGAUGGACCCUGACCUUCAGCUGGACAUCAUCUCAGAGCUCGACCUGGUGAACACCACCCUGGGAGUCACGCAGGUGGCUGGACUGCACAACGCCAGUAAAGCAUUUCUAUUUCAAGAUGUACAGAGAGAGAUCCAUUCGGCCCCUCACGUGAGUGAGAAGCUGAUCCAGCUAUUCCGGAAUAAGAGCGAGUUCACCUUUUUGGCUACAGUGCAGCAGAAACCAUCCACCUCAGGGGUGAUACUGUCCAUCCGGGAGCUGGAGCACAGCUAUUUUGAACUGGAGAGCAGUGGCCCAAGAGAAGAGAUACGCUACCAUUACAUACAUGGUGGAAAGCCCAGGACUGAGGCCCUUCCCUACCGCAUGGCAGACGGACAAUGGCACAAGGUCGCGCUGUCAGUGAGCGCCUCUCACCUCCUGCUCCACAUCGACUGCAAUAGGAUUUACGAGCGUGUGAUAGACCCUCCGGAGACCAACCUUCCUCCAGGAAGCAAUCUGUGGCUUGGGCAACGUAACCAAAAGCAUGGCUUUUUCAAAGGAAUCAUCCAAGAUGGUAAGAUCAUCUUCAUGCCGAAUGGUUUCAUCACACAGUGUCCCAACCUCAAUCGCACUUGCCCAACAUGCAGUGACUUCCUGAGCCUGGUUCAAGGAAUAAUGGAUUUGCAAGAGCUUUUGGCCAAGAUGACUGCAAAACUGAAUUAUGCAGAGACGAGACUUGGUCAACUGGAAAAUUGCCACUGUGAGAAGACCUGCCAAGUGAGUGGGCUGCUCUACAGGGACCAAGACUCCUGGGUGGAUGGUGACAACUGUAGGAACUGCACGUGCAAAAGUGGUGCCGUGGAGUGCCGCAGGAUGUCCUGUCCCCCGCUCAACUGUUCCCCAGACUCACUUCCUGUGCACAUUUCCGGCCAGUGUUGUAAAGUUUGCAGACCAAAAUGUAUCUAUGGAGGAAAAGUUCUUGCUGAGGGCCAGCGGAUUUUAACCAAGACCUGCCGGGAAUGUCGAGGUGGAGUCUUGGUAAAAAUCACAGAAGCUUGCCCUCCUUUGAACUGCUCAGCAAAGGAUCAUAUUCUUCCAGAGAAUCAGUGCUGCAGGGUCUGCCCAGGUCAUAACUUCUGUGCAGAAGCACCUAAGUGCGGAGAAAACUCGGAAUGCAAAAAUUGGAAUACAAAAGCAACCUGUGAGUGCAAGAAUGGAUACAUCUCUGUCCAGGGCAACUCUGCAUACUGUGAAGAUAUUGAUGAGUGUGCAGCUAAAAUGCACUAUUGUCAUGCCAACACCGUGUGUGUCAACUUGCCGGGGUUGUAUCGCUGUGACUGCGUCCCAGGAUACAUCCGUGUGGAUGACUUCUCUUGUACGGGUGAAGAUCAGCAAAGGAAGCAAGGUGAACAAAUGUCAGAGCAUUGUUAGCGAAUACCAGGAGGUGAAGCCAAAUGAAGACCAGCAAGGCGAACCAAUACGAGAACAUUGUCCAGUGUUUGUUGGGUUAUAAUUACACUCUCCAAAUAUCCUGUGCCCUCUCAAUUAUCUGCUCCAGCCAAACAUCCUAUGGUCUUUCACCAGACAGCUUCCAAACAAAAAUCACAUGACACCAACUGAGUCUCUAACAAAACCAGUUCCCACUUUACACGGUAUGUAGCAUGUACAAGAAAGUAAUGAAGUUGUGGAGGGCUGCGCAGACAUUCUCUGUAGUAUGUUGGUUGUCUUUCUAUCUGGAUUCUGCUCAAGGUUUUUAUUGAAGAAAAAUUUCCUUGUCCAAUAAGAUGGGACAAGAUGAGGUUGCAACAACCGAGGACACCCUUGUUUCUGAAGGUUCCUUCUCUUCUCCACGUGGAAGGACUAACUGCACUUUUCCUAAAGCUCAGAAGGGCCUUACAACUGUCAAUCCAAUAUGGUGUUCCCAAGGAUUUGAACAUAGAGUUAUCAGAGGGAGGUCUGCUUCUACCAAGAGCCACGUUAGUCUGCUUAGACCAAAUAGUCAUUGCCAUUUAAUUGGAACUUUCAUCAUUGCUUCUCUAGGCUUUAAUUUAUCCCACAAAAUUGUGGAAAGCAGGGCUAUAAAGAGGUCAUGGGUAUAUCAGAUUCUGGAGCCACCUGUCUUUUGUUCGCUCUGAAGUUCCAGGUUUUAGAUGACACUCAGCACUGCAGUCUAUUCCCACAGUCCUCAAUUGGUCUUCUCCUUGCUGAGUGAGGAGGAUCGAACCUUCAAGAAUUGAAUCCUUAAUACGAUGAAGAACAGAUGACAUAUCCAAACUCACUGAUAGAGAAUCAAAAAAAUAAAACAAAACAAACCCUCAUGGCUCUUUGAAACCCUAAUGCCUACUAAACUCAAAUCAUAAUGACUAAGGAACAUAAAAGACACUGACACAGGGAUUGACAAUUAAGAAAUCUCCGUGAGACUCAGAAGAGGCUUUGAACUUUUGAAUGUUGUUGUGACCAUUGAAGACUAAAAGGACGUUUGAAGUUCAAAGCAAUGUCUUUCACUUUAGGAGAUGGCCAUGAACCUACAGGGUUAAAGGGCAGAAUUUUGUGGUUUGAAAGUAAACACUCGCAUAGACUCACACGCUUCGGUAUUUGGUGUCCAGCUGUGUGGUUCACCUUGAGGUAGGACUUACUAAAACAAGUAGGUUCCUGGGGUGUCUCUUAAGGUUUAUUAGGUUGGUGUUUCUUCCUCUCCCAUCUUUAUUUCCUGGCUACAUAUGUAAUAUGAUUGUACAUUCUCUGCCAUGAUAGAUUGUGUUUUAAAAUUGUUAGCCAAAAAUAAAUAAACCCUUUGUCUGAAAUAGAUUAUAUAUUUUUUCAAAGUCUACCUUUAUUGAUGGUUCAUAUAUAUAUGUAUAUAUAUAUGAUAGACAGAAGAUGGAUGAUAGAAGAUAGAUGAUAGAUAGAUAGACAGACAGACAGAUAGGAUAUAUCUGUGAUCAGACAAUCAUUGGCCUGUCUUUGUGUCUCAUUCAAUGAGUAAAGCACUGAUCUCUUUCUUCUCUGUUUUCAUCAGCAGUCCCGGUACCCAUUAACAAAAGAAUACAUGGAUAAAAUGAGGUAUUUGUAAGUAUAAAUCACAAAGAAGAAUGAAAUUAUGUCAUCUAUAGGAAAAUGGGUAGGACUAAAAGUCAUGCCAAAUGUACACCAAUGGUUUGUGUCUCCUUUCAGUUGUAGAAUUUAGUCAUGAGACAAAACAUGAACAGAGGUAUACUGACACAUUUAUGUUCAUGGAUGGAAAUAUAAUGAAACUCAUUGUUUUAUACAAUUAGCAUUUGCUGCCACAAAAUGUAGAAAAGCAUAAGUGGUGGCUCCAAUGUGGGUUUCUGAGAGUGUGAGAUCUGAUGGAGAUAUCUGACUUUCCUGCCGUCAGUGUUUAAACAUUCCAAUGCUUUGUAAUAGGUCGAAAGAUUCCCAGAGUGAGAAGCCUAAUAGUAAAUCCAAGGAUUUCAAAAUUGAUUUGUUGUUAUUAUCCAUGUGAAAUACCCACCAUUGGCUCAUGUCUUUGAGCCAUUGGUCCCCAGAUAAUGGCCCUGUUCUGAAUGCUAUGGAAACUUAGGGAUAAAUGAGCUAUCUGGUGAGUAUAAGACAUUAGGGGUGGGACUUGAGGCUUAUAGCCUAGCCCUGCUUCUGAUCUUCUUUUCACUUCUUGGUCUGCUAGGAAACAAAGAGUUCCUUAUGACUUUAAUUUUUUCAAAGUCUAUCUUUAUUGAUGGUUCUUAAAGGCCUUAACCUCCCUUGUAACCCACCACCCACUAGAGGUAGUGGAAAAGAAAGGAGAGGGGAGAAAUGGACCGGUUUAGAAAUGGUUCUUUGGAGACGAUCCCAUCUGCAUUGUCAGGAAAUCAGCCGUUCAGUUCACAGGACAGUGGAGGGAGCUCAAUUCACUCAGUGCACCCACAAACACUUCACAGAUGUACCCAGCAGUCCAGUUCAGUACUGUGGGGAUAGCAGCAGCAGUGGCACAGCCAGGCCUCAGCCAAAUCAACUUGAAUCAUCAGGAGAGACCAGGGCUAACAGGAAUGCUAGUUCUUGGCUAUGCCUUUCUUGGGAAAGCAAAGAUCAGCAAAGAGUUUCAACCAACAAGCAUUUAGCUAUGCAAGCCAAGCUCCUAAAUAGUCUAUUGAGUCCAAAUAGUCUAUUGAGUCCUAUUUACAUCCCUCCAAACAUCAUGUGUCCUCCACAGAUUUUUGCCUCACCAUGUGUCUCGCCUCAGCAUGCGAGUCUGACUUCGCAAAACUCCAUGUGUACCUGUCUCAACUAACAUCACUUUGCCAAUUGGCCCAAGGUCAUAGAAGUGGUAAGAAUCCACAGCAUGCUACCAGCAAUGUUUUGGUGCAUUACUUUCUAUGGAGUCCCAACAAAUAGAGCUCAACUUUGCAGUGUAAAGGAGACCAACACAUGUGUGUCCUUUGCAAAGAAUCCUUCAUCAUAUAUCCUUUCACCCGUUUGCUUUAGCAGAACAUCUUUUCAUCUGUGUCCGCUUCCGUGAAACUUUCCUCAAAGAGUCUGUUUACAAUCAUCCUUUCACUUGUGUCCACUUAGGAAAACACUCCUUCACAUGUACUCCACAGCAAAACACCAUCUAACACAACCAGCUUUCCAAAGAACCCUUAAGUUUCCACUUCAUCUCCUUUCUCACACACUUCUGCUGCUGUGGGUGGAGCUUCCCCAGUAUCUAUGGACUGAACUCUCUUAACUGGGAGCCAAAUUUAAUCUUCACACCUUAAGUUGUUUCUGUCAGGCUUCCUGGAUCAGUAUUUCAUUCACUCAUUUAGCAAUUUUGAAUUAUACAAUACAUCAUUAUCCAUGGUUAUCAAAAUGUUCAGCAUAGCAUCAGAACUUAUUCUUGUGUCUCCCAACACCUCCCUUCCUCUGUCCAUCCUUGCCACACCUACCGCUGGUCAUCCCCAUCUACUUUGUUUCUAUGAACCCAAAUGAAAUCAUGAAUAUUUGCUUUUCUAUGUCUGGCUUUCUGUAGAUCUUAUAGUACUCCCUAGGUUCAUCCAGGAUUUGUUGCAAAUGAGUUUUAUUUUGUUCUUUUCUCCAGUCGUUCACUCUGUUGGAGAGUCCCACCUCAUUGAAGUCUGGGUCUUUUUAAUAAUGCUGCAGGGAACACAGUAAUGCAGACAGCUCUGAAAUACUGAUAUCACUUUUUCUGAAUUGGUACUCCCUGGUGAAAUUGCUGGGUCACACGUUGAUUCAUUAUGACAACUCUGACUCCUGCCUUCCUCUUCCUCAGCCCUGUCCAAGAUUCCCUCUUCUCCAUGUUUUUUUUUUUUUUUUUUGGCACUCAUUAUCAUUCCUCUUUGAUUGCAGUCAUUCUAACAGGUGUGAGUUGACAUUGUGGGUUUAGUCUACAUUUCCCUUUGUUAGGAUUGUUGGACAUUCUUUGAUCUGUGUCAUUUGUACCUCUUACUCUUAGUGAAGUCCAUUUGGGAUCCUUUGCUAAUUUUGUAAGUUAGUCAUUUCCUUUGUAGCUUUACUAAACAGUGUGAGUUCCUUAUGUGUUUUCCACACUGAAUCUCUGCUUGGUGUCUCGUGUACAGGUUUGUUCUUCUAAUCUUUGGUCUUCUUCACUCUUAUGCUAUGUGAAAUUCUCUGACUCUUAAGCAUUAAUAUGGAUUAUGAAAAUUAAUGGUAUAAGAUAGGAAUGAUUUUUAAUGUUUCUAUGAUUUUCUUUUCCUAACCAAGGCCCUUUUCCUUUACAGUAUCACUCUCCUUGGCUGAGUCUGAGGCCACCAAUAACCAAAUAUUUCAUGAAAAUUGACCUUGAUCUUUGAGGAAUUUGCAUGUGGUCGAGCAGAUAAAAUUAAGUAUAAAGUUAGCUUUCUUCCCAAAGUGGAUACAUUAUUCUGAGGGAACUUUACAAUUACUUUAGGGAACAGUUUGAAUUAUGGCAGCAUAGCAAAAAUUUACCUCACCUUUUAAAACGUUUUUAAUUCUAAACUUUCUUAUUGGUUGUAUUAUUAAGUAAAAGAAAAUAUUCAAUUUAGGAAAAUGUAUCAAAUAUAUAAUAGCAGAUACUUCUCUGGCUUUAGGGUAAAGAAUACAAAAUGGCUUCUUCUCAAGGAUGGGAUGGAGUGCCCAUGAUGUCAUGAGUACCUGAGAUUGUGCAGUGUUGAUGGACUGAAUUCUUCUGAGGAACAGAACAGAGUGCACUUGUCAUAAGCACUUAAAAGAUAUCCUCAAAUAAUCCAGUCAAAUAAUUGACUUACAGUACAAUUAACUUAUUGCUGAUGAACUCUAGCCUCAAAGUAACAUAGAUAAUAAAUAAUAAUUCUCAUUAUUAGAUAAUCGGUUGGUGGCUUCUUUUUGCAAGAUUUGGGCUGAAGCUUAGUCCUCAAAAUCCUUUGACAAAAAUUUGACAAGAAUUGUUUAGGCAGGCAUUUAGAAGGUCCAGUCGCAUGGGAAUUGGAAUAUUUUGAGGAGUAGUUUGAGAGUGUAUUUGUCAGCUAUUGUCACAAUAUGGAUGAACUAACUAACCAACCCAAAGCCAGUCACAAAACAGAAAAAAUAAUUUUCAAUGACUUGGCAGUCAGUGGGUGUGGCCUUCCUUCAUUCUGGGACUCUGCCAUUGAAUGUUUUGAAUCUCACUGGGAUAGCAGACAAGGGGAGACAAAGGAGCAAUAGGAAGUCAAGUCCUCAAUACAGGAACAUGCCUUUUAAGCCUUUGCUUGAGUCAUUUCAUUGCAAUAUCCCUUAGCCAAAGCAAGUAAAGCUGGCUAUUUGGCUGGUACACAAUCAAAAUGUGGUGAUUCCAGAUUCUGGGGUGGUAUAUAACUACAUUGAAAGUUGACUUUCCCGUUUCACAUAGGGGAAUCUCAUCUGUUCAAUGGGUUCCUGUGAUUUUCACUGUUUGGGUAUCCUAGACUAUUUUGCAAUUGAAAUAGAGAAAAGUAUAUCUCUGGGACAGGAGUUCCUAAUCCUGUGCUUUAAAGAACAGAUAGUAUCAUCGGUUUUGUAUACCCUACUGCCUGGCAUCUGCUACUCAAAUCUGACUCUGUAGCAGGACACCCGCAGAAGCCUGUAUGUAAACAAGGGCAUCAUCACAGCAGGGCAGGUGGCUGAAACUGGUUUCAACUUGAGGACUGGAUUUGGCCUUCUGCUUAAAAAUUUGCAGGAAUGUGAUAUAGCAGAUAGUGCUCUGUAAAUUCCCCCUCCAAAACAUCAGAUGUUAUUUUGUUAUUCUUAUAGAAUUAAAUGCACCCGUGCUGUGAAACCUCUAACCUAUACCCUCUUACCAGGAAGCAAACUAAACCAAAUCCACAGUUGUUUCCAAAGCUGAGGUUAUUACAGCAUAAUUCCUGUUUGUUGUAAAAGUCUUUGAGUGUUAAUUGGAAAAUAAAUUCUUAGAUGCCUGAUGUGUGCUGUGAUCUUGGUUAGUAAUUCCUACUGGACUCUGCUUGGAGUCUUGGUGCCCAAUCCUGCUGCUUAGGAUUCUUAUCACAGGGUUUUCACAGAGACUCUCUUCUGCUUCUGACAUUCUUUUUGGGCAAUCAAAAAAAAUACUUUAAGAUCAAGAGUAGACAAUUUUCUUUACUGUGGAAGAAAAAUGACUUGGCAAAUUAAUAUAGAAAUGAGUCAUUCGAUUCUAUUUAUUUGCAGCCAGGAAAUGUUUAGUAUCCAAUUUGGGAUGAAGAUUUCUUCUCUCUCUUCCUGAGCAAAGGCCACUCAGGCUUAGCGGUCUCUCUAAAUUUCAUCUAGAUUUUUCAGUUGAGUUUCAUGCAGUCACCCAUUUGUCUCUUGUGUAUUUCUUCAUCCAUUCCUUGGAGCACAGCUUAGGGCAUCACUGUUUGGCUGGCUCGUGACACCUGUAAACAAUUUUUUCAAACUUCUAUCUAAAAUCCAUUUAUUCUUCCAUUUGUGUGUUAGCUAUAGGUUCAUCCUGUAGCCCAGACUGGGUUAGAACUUGUACCAAGUUCAGUUCUAACUCCAUUUUCUCAGGGCUGAGAUUAUAUGGGAAAGCCACCAUUCCUGGUUCUAAUUCCUUAAAGGAUGCUUUACUUCACUAAUUCCCUCCUUAAACAGACAUCUUCUUUGUAAAAAUCUGCACUGUUCAGGUGGAUCCUCAAUCCCACCUCUUUUCCUUGCACCUCAUCAUUGAUGUGUUGGGCAGAGUGGGCCCCAAAUCAGAGAAGUAUCUUUAACAUGAAGAUAGGAACUUGGUGCACAAGUCUCUGUGCUGUUCAUAUUAACUCUGUGUGGUGAGCUGAAUACUUCCCACCACUACGUCCCUCCCCCCCCCUCUUCCAUCCUCUUUUUCCUUUCCCUCUCUCCCCCCUCCCUCCUCUGUGUCUCUCCCCUCUUUUCUCUCAGCCUUUUAUUCUCUGCCCUCCACUUUUCUCUCUUCCCUGCCUCUAUCUUUGUUCCUCCCCCCCAUCUUUAUUAAAUUGGGUAUUUCUUAUUUACAUUUCAAAUGUUAUUCCCUUUCCCGGUUUCCUUCUAUCCCUUCCCUCUUUCCUCUCUCCUGUGUCUGUCUUUCUCUCCUCCAGCCUUCUCUCUCAGGACUCUCCUUUUACCCCACCUUUCUCAUUUCUUUUUCCCUCACUUUACUCUUCCCUUCUUUCUCUUCCUCCUCUUCCCUUCACUCUUUUUUCUCUCAUUUAUUUCUGUCCCCUCCCCUCUCUCCUGACCUCUCUCCUCCAGAAGUAAUCUAGUCGAAGUUGCUACAAUUACAGUUCUCUUAAAAUAAAUUUAUUAGACAUCCUUGAGACUUAGCAGCUUUAUUUGACAGUUAAGUAAGGAUGAGCCACACUUUCAUAUUGUAUUUAUGAGGAGAAGCAUAAAGUAAAACCCAGUAACCAAGUUGAGUUUAUUUGUAGACGAUUUUAUUCAAAGACACAAAGAAAUUCCCCACCGAGAGCUUUCUUUAUGUGCCUCCAGGGUGUCAGAAAAUGUCCUUUCCUCAGGACAUGGCAAGGCUCGAACUAGAACAUGGCUCCCCCUGGCUCUGAGAGGCUGGAUUUGCAUGUCCCCAGAGACAGCAGUAUGCUUCAGCUUAACUGACACACUCCCUUGGGUUCGGUCUCUUACAGUACAGUGAGUUUUCUCCUGUUUAAACUGGACCACAACUGACGUCCAUAUACCUCAAGUCUCUGUUUAAAUAGCAAAUGCAACACCUUAGUUGGUGCCAUCAUUUCCUCAAAUCGUUUCACAGGGGACACUGUUUAGAUGAAGGGUUCUUUUCCUCCAUACUCUAAAGAAUUGAGAGUCUAGACAGUGGCUUGGAGAAAUGUAAAAGUCAAGUUUAUUGUCAAGUUUACUGACAAGCACCAUCGUGGCUGGAAGAGGCUCCAGAACUGGGAAAUACUGAUUUUAACGGGGGCUACAUUUUCCUUGGGUCUAGAACUUAAUCCUCAGAGACUUCCCUUCUUCUCUACUGAAAGCCUUUAGACAGUGUUUCUAGCGUGAGAAUUGUACCCCCCUCUUCUGUCCUUGAGCAUGGAAACAAAUGUAGUAGGGCCCUGUAAUGCUAUUUCAGGGCAUAGAUAUGGAAAUUACUGCUUAUGAGACUUAGCCCCACUUUUCUUCAUGGUAUAAAAGUGGAAGUAAAACCUACAGCAGGUAGAAGGAGUAGAAACUUACUGCAGGGGAAAAGGUCCCCCUACCCCUUCUAUACAUAGGACCAAGGCCUCAGGAACUCAGAAUUUCUGAAUGUUGUACAUUUUUUCUCUGGCAAAGUCAGAGUCUAAUGGUUCUUCUGUCUUCAGUAUUGAUCUAAGAUUAUGCAUAUAUGAACUCAGUUAACUCUCUUAUCAAGCUCCUGCAUCUGUUAUUCCAAUGAAAUAAAAGACUAGAGAGACAGAGCUGUGUCUGUGUUAAUUCUCACAUACCACAAGAAGGAUUGUCUACUCCUACUCCUUCUCCCCUAAUGAGAUGGUCAUUAAUUUAGGGGGGAAGGUAGAGGAGGAGAGGGGUAUCAUCUAAACCUGUUUGGUGAUAUUCCAACAACCUGUCCAUGCCCUGUGAAUAGAUGGAGAUGUUUAUCCCAUUUUAGGAUGGUAGCCUUCUGGAUACUAUAUUUCAAAAGAGUGGAUGUCACUAGAGGGGAAAACAGCAACCCAGUAUCUUUGUUUUCAUUUUAGAAAUGCUAUGGAAUCAGGUUUGGGGUACCAUACUGAUUAAGAGUGGGUGGUCCGUUACAUCUCUGAGUGAGAACAAAAUAUGAAAAUGAAGAAAGGAGAAGGAAAUAGCUCCAUUAGCCUGAAACAAAAUGAAAGAAAAAACAUCUGCUUUAUUACUAUGAUCCUGUUUUUGACUCAAAAAGGAAAAAUUUUUCCAUGUCUCCUUGUAUGCUGAUCUACAAUAUAAUUUUUAGGCUUACUAAAAGGCAGGACCCUAGUCCUAAUCCAGGAGGGCAAGAGUCAGCCCAUAUUGCUUUGAGAGCUUGGGAAAAUCACUUGAACACCAGUAUGGGUAUCCCCUUUUGUGAAACAAGUUUUCCCCCUUUGAGAAACAAUGUGUCUGGUGGGAAGGAAUCUGCUCUCUCCUUCCCCAUGACCAUAGUCUCUGUCCCCUUAUUUUCCUCUACAUUGUGUGAAGUGAAUCUAUUUUGAAGAGAUCCUUAGCUUUGUAAGAUGUACACCAA